AUGUUUGAAUUCAAAAAAAAAAAGAUAGAUCUGCUCCAGCUUGCUGCCAUCCAAGAAGCACGAGCCAGAACCCAGCGUCAUUCAGUUUUCAUUCUUUUGCGUGAUUCUGUACAAUCCACCGAAUCCCUGUACUGCAGUCACAAAUGUGAAAGACAGAGCUUUCGAAUGUCGUUCGAUACGACAGUACAACUUCAAACGUGA
Molecule: messenger RNA, 201 nt
Organism: Opisthorchis viverrini
Lineage: Eukaryota; Metazoa; Platyhelminthes; Trematoda; Opisthorchiida; Opisthorchiidae
Exons: 2
Coding region: 1-201 (66 amino acids)
Source: RefSeq, a predicted model, not a curated record